CCCAUUUCGCGCGCCAUGGCUUGGGACCUCACUUUCCAGGACCUCUCGGUGGACAAGUGGGCGCCCUGUGCGCUGCUCUUGGUCUGCGCCUGGUUUUGGCGGGCAGAGGGCGAGAAAUGCAAAUCCCAGUUGCAGCCGUUCCUGAAGAGCCUGCUGGCGGCGGAUGACGAGAAGGAGGCUGCAGCACAGACCAAGAUCGAGAAAGAGCACCUGCCGAUCGCGCGCAAUCUGACUGCAGUUCCUUUGAUCGUGUUCCUGCUGGCCGCAUCGAGUUACGAUGCGGCCUAUGGACUUCAAAGGUCGAGCCGCAUGCAGCUCUACCUGGAUUACAGCUUUUUCGGGUAUUGCUGCAUGUGCAUCAUCUGCGCCUCAAGGUCCUGGAUUUCGGCGGAGGUUCUCUACUACAUGAGUGCCCUUGGCUCCAUCCUGGGCGUUGCGCACACCUUUCUCUCAGAGCCGCCUUCCAUCCUAAUCACGGCGCCGCUGAAACAAAUGCUCACCCUCUCCUCUGCCUCGAUCCUGUUGGACGGCAGCCUGGCGAUCUUCUCCAGCCUGGUGUCCAACGUCGCGGACAUCGCCCAGCUGCUGCAGUUCGAGUGCCAGCGCGGGCUCCUGCCCGGCAUGGUGAUGACGGAGCUGGGUGUGACUUUCAUGGCGGUGAUCCCCAUCGUCUUGCUCAAGGAGUGCCUCCUCAAGGAGCCGGAGCCCUCCACGGACGGCGAGGUGCAGCUCUUCUUCCACGAGCACUCGGCGGCGCGGAGAAUGCUGGCGGUGCUCUGUGACGCCCAGGUGUACUUGGACCAAGAUCUGAGCAUCAUCUCCCACUGCAAAGGUCUGGCGCAGCUCCUGAUGAGCAACAGCUCCAGCAAGGCGCUCGAAGGCCGGACCUUCCAGGAUUUCCUGGCACCCCGGGACAAGCCCCGCUUCAAGACCUUUGUGGAGUCGGCGGUGAAGGUCUUCCUGGCCGAGGAGGAGCGUUGCUGUGAGCCUGAGCGGCUGGCCUCGAGCUCCUGGAAGCAUAAGUCUUCCACACCUACCUCGCUACAAGUGCAUGUCAUAGACAGCCAUGGCCUGCUGGUGGCCGUGGAGCUCUUCCACAUCUGCGUGCCAGGCCCCAACGGCGGGCGCGGGCACUUCAUCGGCAUCUCCGAGGCCGAGAACGCCAUGUCCCAGGCCUCACAGUCGGACAGCGGCUCUGGGCAGUCAAGGAGCCUGCCGGCCCACCACCACUACUGCUCCGAGAACGCGCUGCAGGAGAUCUUCGCCUUCAAGCCCCAGCACGUGUACCAGGAGGCCAUGCCCCGCAGCGAGUCCUCGCGCCAGGAUGGAGGCGACAAGGCGGAGGUUCUCUCGGAGUCGGAGGCCUCCUCGGAGAGCUCGGUGACCUCGGCGGCGGGGCUGGUGGGGAAGAUGCGCGCCUGCCCCGAGAUCGAGUUCGGGGAGAUCGUGGUGGACGCCUUUUGUGAACGCCUUUCCAUCCGCGAGGCGUCCUUCCGCUUCGGUAAGACCUCCCGGGAGGACGCCGCCUCGCCCUCGCUGCUGGAGUGGGUGUGGCCCUCCACACGGGAGAAACUUCAUGCCUCCAUGUCCCACGGAGUGAAUCUGCUCUUCGCACCCCCUGGGGCGAACGUUGGGCGCCUGGAGAGGACGUUCGAGCCAAUCAUGUUCCAGCUGCCCUUUCGGAUGAAGAACUCCUGCGCGUUGGUGGCCAACAAUGUAGACCUCAGCUUCGCGAAAGAGCGUUCCAGCCCCAGCCGGCCCGGCGGAGCAGGAGGCGAGGAGGAAGGAGUAGCUGAGGAGGACGUGCUGGUGAGGUUGAAGCUGUCCUGCUUCAUGGUGAAGAAGAUGACGCCCUCGAAGCCGCAGAAGAUCAAAGAGCUGGAGGAGCGCGCCAAGGCACAGGCUGACUUGGUGAAGAACAGCUCCCUUUCCUCGGCCUUGGGCGAUGGGCCGCGCCAGGGAGCGCCCUUGAAGAAGUCCUCCAAAGCGCCGAGCUUGUCGGACCGUUCAGAUGUCCUCGAGCCCAUCCAGGAGGUGAGGAAUCUCACGCGCCGCGCCCGCAGAUGAUGUUUGAGGCCUGACAGCUUGAGGCAUCGCCCCAAACGCUCAAGCGGGUUGCUGAGCCGGUCAAAGUCACCAAAGUGGGCAGAUUCCGUUUCGGAAGACGGCUUUGUGAAUCCAGGCUGCUUCCAAUUUCACCCGCAGAGCCCAAGGCCCAAUCCGCGCGCUUUUUCUUCCCAAGGGGUUGUCCUCUCACUCCUCCAGUGAAGCUCUC
Messenger RNA from Effrenium voratum, 2275 nucleotides. NCBI's taxonomy places the organism in Eukaryota, Dinophyceae, Suessiales, Symbiodiniaceae. The record is from the annotation of a GenBank genome assembly.